UUACGGGCUGUGGUCGGAAUUAGCAUGGCUCUUUUAUUUUCUUAGUAGUAUGGGAUUGGGAAGGACUCGGACGAUUUAGGUUUUUGUUGUAUUUUGUUUAAAUCUAACCGUAAUCGACCACACACUCCAUCACAGUUGGUGGCGGCAUGCACCGUUUACGUUAGUUGGCGGACCGCUAAUAUAUGAAAGAAGAAGACGAGGUUUUUCGGUUCAAUCAGGCCGGAAAUCGUAACACAGUGAGCGUUGUGUUCGUCAAACAAACUGAAAUAGCUAUAUGGUAGUUAGAAUGUCAUUAUCACUAGCUGCAGACAUACAGUAAGUAAUAUAAAACGGCAAUGUGUAUAAAAUUUAUUCGCUAGUAAGUGGCUGUAAUUGAUAGGAAAAGUCCAAUUUAACAGUAAAGUAUGUAUCGUGGACGGCCUCCACCUCGAGGGUAUCCGCCGCCGUACGAGGGCCGUGGUCCACCGCCCCGUGGUCUUACGCCUGGCCGGCCGUAUCCUCGGCCUCCAUUUAGAGAAGAACGGGGCAGGCCCAGACCGCCGUUUGAGGGUUACCAUGACGGGCCAUCUCCAGACCAGUACAGACGUUCUCCACCGCGCAGGAGGUAUACUUCAGCUGGUUCAGGAAGUCGCAGAGGACCAGGUGGUGAAUACUGGGGCAGCGGCCCUCCCCAAAGAGAAAGAUCUCCAUCUCCCCGUGGUGGCAUCCCCCCUGACCACAGUCUGGUCAUCACUGUGGGUAAUGAGUUGACUGGACCACCUGGGGUAGGGCUACCCUCAAGAGACUACCCUCCUUACCUGCCAAAGAGGUCCAGUUAUGACGGCCCUGAUGACCGUGGCCCCAGGAGGCAGAGUCCCAGCAGGGGGAGAAGCCGUCCUCGCAGCCGCAGCCCGGGAUUCGGGGGACGGAGCAAGAGCCGUCCUCGCAGCCGCAGCCCGGGAUUCGGGGGACGGAGCAAGAGUCGUCCUCGCAGCCGCAGCCCGGGAUUCGGGGGACGGAGCAAGAGCCGUCCUCGUAGCCGCAGCCCGGGAUUCGGGGGACGGAGCAAGAGCCGUCCUCGUAGCCGCAGCCCGGGAUUCGGGGGACGGAGCAAGAGCCGUCCUCGUAGCCGCAGCCCGGGAAUCGGGGGACGGAGCAAGAGCCGUCCUCGUAGCCGCAGCCCGGGAAUCGGGGGACGGAGCAAGAGCCGUCCUCGUAGCCGCAGCCCGGGAAUCGGGGGACGGAGCAAGAGCCGUGUCAGAAGUCGCAGCCCUGAAAUGAAGGGACGGAGCAAAAGCCGGGCCCGAAGCCGCAGUCCUGAAAUGGGGGGACGAAGCAAAAGCCGGGCCCGAAGCAAAAGCCCUGAAAUGGGGGGACGGAGUAAGAGUCGUGGAAGGAGCAAGAGCCGUCCGCCAAGCAGGUCCCGAAGCAGGAGUGGGAGUCAUGGCCAGAGCUAUGGACGGGCCCGCAGUGUGAGCAGAGCAAAGACUGCUGGUCCACGCAGGAGCCGCAGUGUCAGUUCUAGCAGCAGUAGCAGGAGCAGCAGGGGAGGUGAUAAUAACUUAAAGAAGACAAGUGGGUUCAAGGAGCUGGAGUUGGCCCGUCGCCGCAAAGAGAUGGAAGACAUGCUGAAUAUUCCCACAAAGUCCAUCCUGAAGAGGCGCAUGGACUCUGAGACUGACUCCCCGUCAUAUGUGCAGAACAGUGAUUCUCCAAGAGUUGACCCUGCUGGUGAGGCUGAGGCAGAGCGUCUUCUCUCAGCUAUGAAAGGCAUGGACCCUAUCAUGUUGGCCACCAUGCUGGGAGAGUUGAGGGAUGACCCACACAUGGCCCAGAGUAGGCUGGACCACAGUGGGAUUGCAGGGAUCCUUGACCUGUUGGGAGGUGCACCUGCACCGCAGGAGGAGAAAAGGAAGAAGGUACCAGACAUUGACGAUGAGGAGAAGUUCCUUUAUGGCGAUGAAGAUGAUGUAGAGCGGGGCAGGGCUCCAGCAGCAGCUCCCCGUCAGCACAGUCUGUCAGAGCUCUAUGGUGAUAUUAUGAGUGACCCGGCACGCUAUGGCACCUCACCGCACCUCGAGGGCCAUCCUGGUAUUGUAGAUCCGAGAAGCUCUCGCCAGCAACAGAUGGACAUGAGGUAUCGGCAUCAAAGCAGGUCCUCUGCCAUCCCUGACCAUAAUAUCAAGGUUGAAGAGCCUAAUGACUACCCACCAGGAACAGGGCCACUGGAAGGGAAGGAGAAGCAAGACGUGGAGGAGUACGAGAAGAUCCAGGACCUCCUCAAAACCAUCGGGCUGGACCUGGGGGUGACAGAGAUCAGCAAGAUGGCUGCCAGGACUCAGGAGCGUCUGCAUGGAAAGAGGCCCCCUCCGAAAACUCCCUCCCGUCGACCUGGCAAGAGGCGGGAUCGCCGUGACUCUUCAGGAAGCUCAGACAGGAGCAGGGGCAGGCGUAGGAGCUGCAGUGGGAGCAGCUCUAGCAGUCGUAGUGACAGCCACAGCCGGAGCCGUAGUAGCAGCUGUGAUAACAGCAGGAACCGGAAGAAGUCACCCCCAUCUGACAGGCGCAGCAACCAUGGGAAGACUCGAGGCGGCAGAGAGGUGAGGACUGAGGACAGUAGCUGGGGGCAGAAGGCUUCACAAGCCCCUGAAACUACUCCAGUGCCACCCACCCACCCAUCUCUCUCCAUGCCUGCCUAUGCCCAAGCCCAGGCGCAUGGUCUGGUACCACCCAACUAUCCACCUCCUGGCUAUGGGCAAUAUGGGAACUGGCCUUACAUGCCCCAACAGUGGCCCAUGUACCCACCUCCAUCUAUUGGCAUGCCACCUCAAUCUCCCAUUGAAGAUUUUCCGAAUGCUCCGCCUUUUGACAGACCAUACCUUAAAGUUAUCCAGCCAGAGUUGCACCAAGGGGGUGAUAGAAAGGCGUCAUGCAAUAUGGCCCCUCAAGAUAAUGGCAAGGACAGGAGGGUUUUAGAGGAGCGAAAUAAUGAAAGCCAAAAACAAAAGGUUCUUGAAGAACGGGAAAAACUGAGACGAGACAGAGAGAUCCGCAUGAAAAAGAAAGAUUAUCUCAUGAAGGAACUAGAGAGAUUGAGGAAACAGCAAGGGGAGCUUCUGCGCAAAAAGCGGCGUGAAAAGGAUGGCCAUAAGGACCCGUUACUGUCUGAGAUCAGUCGGCUGCAGGAAGAGGUCAUGACUCAGAUUGCUGAGCUCCGCAAAGAGCACGAGGUAGCAGAGAAGAAACGAUCCGAGCUUGACAAGGUGGCACUCAUUCUCGGUCUACAACCAAAUGACAAGCCCCGGCGAGAGGGUAGGGGUUCUGCGGACCUUGAGCAGCCAACACACCCACCACCUCCAGAGAAAGAGAAGAAAAAGGAGCGUGCUCACAUCCGAGAGAGAUCACCUGUGGCCCAUGCCUCUGCUAAGGCAGCAUCGUCGUCCUCAAGAGCCUCUCCUGAAAAAACGAAGAAGAAAGCUCCCGCCAGUACCCAGCCUCCUGAGACUCCAGCAGACCUGUUUGAACACUAUGACGCUGGGAACCACUGGUGCAAAAGCUGCAAUGUCACCUGUGGUUCCAUGUUCGAUUUUUUCACGCACUUGCACAGCAAAUCGCACCGAAAGACUCAGGAUCCUUACAAUCGACCGUGGGCGUCAAGUUCCUCCAACAAUGAGAAGAGUAAGAUUCACUCUUCAGGAGAGAAAAUGACUAAACCUGCUAAAGGAUCUGAGUUUUUGGUGCCAGUGAGGGGAUAUUAUUGCCAGCUUUGCGAGGAGUUUUGCGGGGAUGCAAUUUGCGCUGAAGAUCAUGCCACGAGUCAACCUCACAAUGAGAAAUACAAGAAACGAAUGUAUGAGUAUCCGCUCUACGAACAGAGAAGGAACCUGGAUCGUCAAGCUGGACUCACGUUGGAAGUUAGUGACAAAAAGCACUCUGAGCUUAAACGUAAACACGAAGAGGAAGAGUCCAAAAAGAGCAAAGAGAAGGAGGAAGGGAAACCUAAACGCAGCAAAAAGGAGGAGGAGAAGUCCAAACACAAAAGGGAGGAUGAUGUGGAGAGGGUCAAGUACAGCAAAAAUGAGGAAGAAGAGAGGUAUUUGUACCGCAAGAGAGAGGAGGAGGAGCGGUACAAACAUGGUAAGGAGGGAGGAGAGAGGCCCACGUACAGUAAGAAGGAGGACGACGAGAGAUACAAGCAUGGCAAUGAGGAGGAGCGGUUCAAAAAUCGCAGGGAAGAGGAGGAGUGUUUCAAAAAUCGCAGGGAAGAGGAAGAGCGGCUCAAAAACUGUAGAGAGGAUGAAGACAGGCCUAGGUUUAGCAGGGUAGAGGAGAGACCCAAGUUUAAUUGGAGGGAUAAUGAGCAGGAGGAAGAGGAAGACCGGUCCAGAUAUGGGAAGUGGAAAGAGCCCAAUCCCAAAUGUAGCAAGAAAGAGGAGAGGUAUAGAUCAGAGAGGGAGGAAGGGAAACCUAAGAAUGAAAAGGAGGAAAGACGAUCCAGAAAAGAGAAGGGUGGGUGUCAAAGGGAGGAGACGUCAGGAUCUAGAAAGCAGUCCGAGCCUGAGAAACCCAGUGACCCUCCCAAAGUGUUCUGUGGUCCUAAUCCAGCAUUGAGAGCAAAGCUGCGCAAGAAAAGUGAGGAAACCGCCAAAGUCGAGCCAAAGACUCCAUCUGCCUUCGGUAAGUUCAGCUGGAAAAAAAAACUAGAAAAUGAGCUUGCGAAGGAGGCCGAGAGAGUGGCUGUUGAGUUCCUGAAGGAGGAUGAGGAGGUUGAAGAGGAUGACGACCCAGAUGCAUUUUCAAAGUCUUUGGCCGCAGCCAAGAGCAUUGCUAUCAAACUGUCAGGGAAGACGGUCAUCUCCCCAACUAGCGCAUGGGUACCCUUCAACUCUGGGAAAAUACGGCCAAACCUUCCUGCUCCUUCCACGGUCCUGAGAAAACCCUCUGGACUUGGGCCCUGGGUAUAUGCUAAACCGGCCCCUCUCAACACCUUUCUCUCUAUCAGACCACCCGGUGACGGUGACAGUGACGUGACCCCUCUGCCUGUCAUACAGAACCAGCCUAAAAAUGACCCAGUACUGGCAGCAGACAUAAUUUCCAAAGCUUUCUGUGGUGAGGAAGUGGAUUUGAAGAAGUCAGCAGAGGGCACUGGGAAGCCAGGUCCCACUUCACCAGACGAAAAGAAAGCUUCCACAGCAGAGUCUUUUAGUCAAGCCUCCACAUCUACUCCUUCAGCAGUGAUGCCCGAGUUCAAGACUCCCCUGCCUCCCCUGACCAUGAUGACCAUGAAGUUUGAUGUAUCUGCACCAGGAGUCCCUGAGAGUGAGCAGAAUGUCCCUGUGAUGGUCACACCCCCUCCUUUCAUGCAGAGACCCCCAAGUGAGGUGAUGAACAAAUCAGAAAAACCAAAGUCUAAUCUAGCUGCCGCAAAAGCCCAAGAUUUAUUUGACAUAUUCUAUAGCAGCAUUACCACAGCCAGUACCACAUCCAUCACCAGCACAGCCAUUAAAGCAGUUGUAGACUCCAAAGGUGAAACAAAUUACUCAAAGAACAGCGAAGCCUUGGCGACUACGGCCUCACAAAUGGAGCAAACCCAACCCGAGCUAGCAGCUCUUGAGAACAGUAACACCAUUGAAACUGAAACUCAGGAGCAAGAGACUGAGAGUGGGUUUGACCCACAGGCCACUAAAGCAGUCGUAGAGUCCAAAGCUGCCCUGAAUGACUCAAAUAACAGCGAAGCCUUGGAAGCUACGGGCCCACAAACAGAGCAAACCCAACCCGAGCUCCCAGAUCUUGACAACCGUAAUGCGGUUGAAACCAACACUCAGGAGUCAAUGGAGACUGAGAGUGGGUUUGACCCGCAGGCCACUAAAGCAGUGGCAGAGUCCAAAGCUGCCCUGAAUGACUCAAAUAACAGUGAAGCCUUGGAAGCUACGGCCCCACAAACAGAGCAAACCCAAUCAGAGUUCACAGCUCUUGACAACAGUAACACCAUUGAAACCAACACUCAGGAGUCAAUGGAGACUGAGAGUGGGUCUGACCCGCAGCCCAAGGAAGAGACUCCUGAGGAUGCCCCCGUACAACUGGAUAACCCAUCAGAUUCUCUUGGUAUCUCAACAGAGACCCUGGAUCUCCCAACAGAAGUGCUGGGCUUAGACCUCUUUGAUUUUAAUCUUGAGUAACAGACUCCACUAGACAGCAGGUUGUUGGAAAUGUGUGUUUUUAGGUAGUUGAUGGGAUUAGACGGGAACAAGUAGUAACCCACACAAAUACUGCUGAUUCAGAAACUAAGCCCUGUUAACUUGAUGGCCCUAGCAGGCUGCUCGAAUUUGAAUGGAGUGAAACUUCCACGAAAAGACUUGACCUUCAUAUUAAGUGAUGAAUCUUCAGAACUUUAGAAGCUUGUUCUGCAAGCCUUUUGUCUUGAGAAUUUUACUUCGUUCAGCAAAACCUUUCUUUACUUCUUAAAAGGUAAUGUACUGUACCAUGCUUAUUGAUUACUAUGGUUUUUGGUAUAUCCACAGACUCUUAAGAAAUGUGUUCUUUUCUCUUUAAAUGAUUGAAAGGUAUUUUAAUACAGGAACAAGAACUCACGUUUAAGAAGAAAACAGAAUUUGGUAAGGUAGUGCAGCAUGGACCAAAAGAUAUCCGAACAUGGCUUUCUUUGACAAUUACACCAUGUAAUAUCUGUCACUCUUUACAGCACCCUCCAGAAAAGAAGAUGUGGAUAUAGAUACUCAUGAAUUUAACCUUGGAAUUGUUGAUCUUUUAAAAAAAACACAUUUGUUCACUGACUUUACUAUGCUCAAUGUUAUUCUGUGUUAGUGUAAAUUUAAAAAAAAAAAAUGGUUGUCCUUUAUCUGUUGUUGCUAAAGUAGAGUUCAAAUAAAUUUCAGUGACCACAACAUUUUCUCUGUUAUUUCUCAGACUUUGUAAUCAGACAUUGGAAACAUAAACCAUCAUUAUGGUAUGCCCAGGGUUGGGUAGGUUACUUUCUAAAUGUAAUCCCUUAGUUACUAGUUUCCUGUCCCAAAUCGUAAUCAGUAAUGUAACGAUUACAUUCGGUUACUUUUAGAUUACUUUCCCCUUAAGAGGCAAUAGAAGAAGACAAAAAUGUAUGCUACCAAUUGAAUGACAUCUAUUGAAGCAUCAAUCAAUGUUCAAGUUUACAUGGUUGGCAAUAUAUGGAUGUCAAAUUUUUCUUUAUGGGUUGGUUAUGUAGGCUUCUUCUAACCCAUCGCUUUCUACUACAUAUAAUAAAUCAUCUUAACGUUAAAAGCCAAAAUCUAUCAGAACUUCUGGCAUUCCAAUAAAUGUUAUAACCCUUGAUCUUAAAGAACAGGACUUGGAAAUAUGGAUGUAUAGAUUAGCCAAAUUGUUUUACCUGAGCAUAACCUCAAAACGAAGGACUUAUUAGCAAGCCCGACUCUGUUUAUGAUUUUGUUGUCAUGGAGGACUGAUUGGGCUCAUUGAUUCGAGUUGAAAGAUAAAUGCUGCGCUCAUGGAAUGGCAUACUUUGAGCACUACUGAAAGUGCUAUUUACAUUUGAAAAGUGAAUGUCAUGCUACAUUUGCUAAAGGCCUGUUUGCCUGUUUGUUGGUGGCACUAAACAGCUGCAUAUUAUCAAGAUAUCAAAGGGCAAAUCAACAGAUGAAACAAUAAAAUGGUUUCCCUGCCUCUUUUGGUAAAAAGCUGAGUGAUGGGCCUGGAGAAAUGUAACCACUCUCAGAUAAAUAGACAGCUAUGGAUGCAGGGACUGACCAUCCAUGAUGUAAUAUUUUUUAACCAUGUUAUGCUAUACAGUAUUUGUUUACAUUCACAAUGUUUACACACAUUGGAGUAAAACAAGCUUAUAUUUUGGGUUCCCAUGGAGUGUGACAGUUGAACUUAAUUCAUGAGUCAUUUUUAAGUUAUAUUCUUCAAGAAUCAAAGUGUGUGUAUAUGUAUAUAUGUGUGUGUGUAUAUGUAGCAACUACAGAUAGACUUACAGGGGCAGUCAAAAGUGUGCAAAUUUGAGCGUGUGUCGAUUAGAUUUAUGGAUUUAUUUGUUGACAGCAUGCAUUAGAUUGGGCAAUAAAAGCCCCUCUUUUAUUCCAUAGGCUGGGAUCCGCACUUCGGAGCUGUUUCAAGAGCACAAUUUUCACUGGCUGUCACCUGGUUUCAAAAACAAUGAUUUGAUAGACAACUUAAACUUCUUGAAUUCAACCAUUAUUAGGUUCAAAUACACAUUUAGAUUUGUGAACAGCCAUCCACAACAACCACAAUCCGUAAGGCGAAAAUAGCUAAAUGAGAGUAGCAGUGUGAUUCACAAUCACAUCAAUGCGCUACAAGUAGAUAUCAAUAAUAACUGAUAUCCGUAUCGCCGUAGACUACACCACUGCUGUUACCCUUACCAAGCGUUUAUUCAAGUUGGAUAAUCUUUGGAUAACGACAGCAGUCGCACUAUUGGAAGACAUAGCUUGGACUGUAGCCAACAAAAGCCUAUUCCCGCGUUCCAUUAAACAUAUUUGGUUUGUCAUCAUAGAUGGUCAGACUCGUUUAGGUGGAACGGAUUUAAAUGUGUGCCUUUUUUCAAUGCUGGUUUGAAUGUCAUUGAGAAAACAAGUGUCAAAGAUUUAUUUUAGCUAACAUACUUUCUGAAUGUAAAAGUAAUCAUCUAGUUUUUCAAAAGUAACUGUACUCCGAUUACAAUAUUGUUUUGCUGGUAACGGAUUACAGUUACCGUUUUUGUAAUCCCUUACCUGUAAAAAUCAGAUUUUGUAAUCCCUUACAUGUAAGGGAUUACAAAAUUAUGUGUAAUCCGUUACUCCCCAACCCGGGUAUGCCCAUUGCAGUCGAAAGGAAUUCUUAAGGAAAAACCUCAGUGGCAGCAAUUCAGAAAGGAACAGAACAAUGUUAUUAUAUGUAUUUAUGUAUGUACAUAGGUGUUCUUUCUAAUUGUGUGGAUGACAAUGUUUUUGUCACUUACCUGUGUAUGAGUAGUAUGGCAAAGCUGAGGGCAGCAUGAAUAAGGCAUUUGGCUCAUAGUUAUUACUUUAAUAAUUAAUUAUAGAAUUCUGAAAGCAAUUGAUUGGACUUGAGAUCAAAAGGUAUGGCAAAGACCAUAUCUGAAGUUUCUGCAUAUUGUUAUGUUCAACAAUGCCUGCUGGGAGAUCAGUCUUCUCUUCAGAAAAAGGUAAGGCCACUCUAAACAAUUAAGAUUUGAUUUUCCUGUGAAUGUUCAGUGAAAUGUGGAUCGAAUAAGGCAACACAAUCUAUACAUGAGGGGAAUUUAUGUACUUGUCACGUAUGUUAAACCAGGGACAGUCUGUCAUAGGAUAUUGCUGUUCUCUGUCUCAUAACAGUCAUUACUCUUGUCACUGAAUAAUUAUUCAGCUGUACUGAAAUGCUCAUUUCUAUUCAUGUAUUUCACUGACUAUGGUUAAUACUCUAUCGCCACUGGUACCAUAUCAGUGAAUUAUUGCUCACUGUAAGAUCUUUGGAGCAUGGCCUAAACUGUUUGUUUUUUCUACUAUGUAUGUGUUUAAAACCUUGCUCAACCAAUGUCAUUUCAUUUUCCAAAUAAAUUAUCUUGAAGGGAA
Messenger RNA from Oncorhynchus masou masou (cherry salmon), 9557 nucleotides. Its product is annotated as zinc finger protein 318-like. The transcript is spliced from 10 exons. Gene Ontology annotation, molecular function: nucleic acid binding; zinc ion binding. The record is from RefSeq and is a predicted model, not a curated record. Bases 405 to 6158 code for a protein of 1917 amino acids. NCBI's taxonomy places the organism in Eukaryota, Metazoa, Chordata, Actinopteri, Salmoniformes, Salmonidae. Gene Ontology annotation, cellular component: nucleoplasm. Gene Ontology annotation, biological process: positive regulation of DNA-templated transcription; negative regulation of DNA-templated transcription.